Exophiala mesophila is the source of this 489-nucleotide messenger RNA. RefSeq lists its product as uncharacterized. Bases 47 to 355 code for a protein of 102 amino acids. The record is from RefSeq and is a predicted model, not a curated record. Gene Ontology annotation, biological process: protein targeting to ER. The transcript is spliced from 3 exons. Lineage: Eukaryota; Fungi; Ascomycota; Eurotiomycetes; Chaetothyriales; Herpotrichiellaceae. Gene Ontology annotation, cellular component: endoplasmic reticulum membrane; signal peptidase complex.
UGCUGUAUGACAUUUCCACGAACAAGCCAAAUCACUCUUUGGCAAUAUGGACGACAUUCUCGCUCAAGCGCAAGACAUUUUCGAGGCCCAAAUUGACUUCAAAGGACAAUACCUCGCCGAAAACAUCUACACCAUCUUGCUCUCCAUAACCUCUGCACUCGCGCUUGUGCUCGGCUAUGCUCAACAAGAUAUCUACCUGACACUAUGGGUGGGAUUGGCGGGCACCAUUCUCUCAAUGUUUGUCGUGGUUCCUGCUUGGCCGUUCUUCAAUCAGAAUCCUCAGCCAUGGCUUGGAUCUACGGCGGCGUUACUUUCUAAAGGAGUGAUAGUGGACGGUAGUGCCAAAAUGCGGUGAUGAUUCCAUUGUUCAUUCAGCGGUCUACCUGUGGUAGUUGAUGCAUGGAUCAGAAGCCAUGAUGUGUGUCAUCAAUUCAUUCCCUGAUGGGAUACUUUCGUCUUGGGCCUGCCCUUGUUUGCACGUUUUCUCCC